Molecule: messenger RNA, 1631 nt
Organism: Coffea eugenioides
Lineage: Eukaryota; Viridiplantae; Streptophyta; Magnoliopsida; Gentianales; Rubiaceae
Product: DDT domain-containing protein DDR4
Exons: 11
Coding region: 3-1472 (489 amino acids)
Biological process (GO): regulation of DNA-templated transcription
Cellular component (GO): RSF complex
Source: RefSeq, a predicted model, not a curated record
AAAUGGAGAUUCAACGGAAAAAGCUGCGUCAGCGCUGGGAGUUAGCUUCCAUCCUCAAUUUCCUCAACGUUUUUGAGCCCGUAAUCAAGAGCAAUUUGAAGAUUUCAGCUGAAGAAAUCGAGUCGGCGCUCAUCGAACCAAAUGAUUCACUUGCUCAGCUUCACAUUUGCCUCUUGAAGGGGAUACUCCCACCAAGCAAGGUGCAGCAUGUUUCUGAUGCUUGGGUGUCUAUACUUUCUAAGAAGCUUUCAGUGUGGUGGCCAUGGGUUGCCGAAGGAGAUUUUCCUUUGACUGCUGGCAAGGGAGAAGAGAUGAACAGAUACAAGGAACUUGAUCCUACGAUUCGCCUAUUCAUUCUCAAAGCACUUUGUGAGAUUCGAGCUGAUCAAGACGAUGUUGUGUUUUAUAUCAAUGACAACAUAAAAAGUGGAGGUGAAGUUUCCGCUUUUCAAAAGGAGAAGCUUGGGGGAGAUGGAAAUGGGACUUUGUACUGGUCUGAUGGCAAUGCAGUCAUUGGUCACAGAUUUUACAAGGAAGUUCAAGUGUUUGACUUUAAGCCAAAAGCUAAGGUCAAGGGAAACAAGCUAGGGAUAACUUCUCACUGGGAGACACUUGCAACUAAUUUUGAGGAAUUUCGUGAAGUGUUGAAUGCGUUCUCUUCUAGUAAAGUUAAGUUGGAAGUAGCAGUUGGCAAGGCUGUCAAGGCUGAUAUUAUGCCUGCUCUUGAGAAACUUCAGAAGAAGAAAGAAAGGGAACUGAAGCAGCAGCAAAGAAAGGAAAGGCUUCUGAAUGUUUCACGAACUUUGGCAAUAACUCGUUCUAGCCGUAGAUUGAGGCCUGUCAGUUAUAAAUUUGAAGAAUAUGAUAGAGCCAUUGAGGAGGCAAUAGAUGUGGCACAAAACAAGAAGACAACUGAACAGCUAAGGUGUGAAGUGAAGCAUGAUGUGCGGGGAAGAAAGGAUCAAAUUCUCUCUAUUGAUGUUUCAAAUUCUGGCCACUCAAGGGAGAGUCAGUCUACUGAGAGUGACACCGACUCUGAGAAGCAUCAAUUCACUUAUCUGGGUCUGAAUGCAAAUGAUGGUUCUGAGGAUGUUGGUGUUGAUGUCGACAAAGAGGUAAUAAAUUUGUUCGAGGGAAACAACAAUGUUGACCAGAAAAACAGUUUAAACCCUGUGUUCCGUAAUUUGGAUGGUUGGUUAGUCCAUGAAUCCAAUGCUUCACGUGGCUGUAAGAGACAUGGUGGGAAUACCAACAUGAAAAUUCCAGAAAUUGUAAGCUUAACUACAAAGAACCGAUUGAGGCAACGACCUGUAGUCAACACUGCUUUGGAGUCUGGUAUUGUCCCUGAUUCAGAAGAUGAAAAGUCGCCAAAAGAUAUGAACAAGAGAGUAAGAAUCUGCAGAAACGCAUCACAGGCUGCUGCUACUGACAUUGAUGCAUCAGGCAGCUCAAAGAAUUGGGAUUGGAAGUAGGUUAGGUAACAAGGGAUGUUACUAAUUGUGUUGUCUUUCAGAAACAAAAUUUUGACAGAUGUAAAAAUGUAGUUUGCUAUUGGAAAUACUAGAAGCUGUGGUAGAUCAGCUUAACUUUAUUAGAUCGAAUUUGAAUGUUUAAAUCCAUGGCACUAUUAU